AGAUUUAAGAUGUUAUUUUUGCCUGUAUAUAAAAAAUAGGAAACCUCGAUGACUUCUGUAAAUCACUCCAAACUGAUGCACACUGCAGACUUUGAUUUAAAGUGAGGUGCAGAAUGAUAAAAAGCUCUUAAAGUUGUUCACCAUCCGACAACAAUGGACCAUGUUUGAUUGCUCCAAUGGCUCCAUCAUGAAAACAACUGGACUAAAGAGUAACAUGCCAUCUACACUGGCAGUUAAAAUAGUCAUUAUGUGUUACCUCAUUUAAUCGUUCAUACUUUUCUAUCUUAGGUGUGUUUAAACCUUCUGUCCGGACAAAACAAUGAUAUCAAACCUUUCCUUACGUUUGACUGCUACAGCAAAAUGCUAAAUGGAUAUUUAUUUGAUCUUGACAAUUAAUCAAUAAAAACAUUACCCUUAUCCUGUGAAUCAGUGUUGUGAAUGGAUGAAAUCUAAGCUGGCCUCUUCUCUACUGCAAUAAUCAAUAUCAAAUCAGAGAACUAAGCCAUCCAAGAAAAAUCAAAUACAAUCUGGUGGAUUGUUAAAAAAAGAAAUGUUUUUAAAGAUGCAACUAAAACAAUUGUUAUUUGGAAUGGAUUAACUUUUAAAACCUUUUAAUGUUCAAAUCUCAAGGAUGCGUCCCCUGAAGGAUGGUUGGCCCUCUAAACGUCAGCACAGUUCCAUCAGCGCUGUGCUUUUCCACCAAACUGUUGUCCUUCUUUUUCUAACACCGAGCUGUGCAGCUCAGUCUCUGGUGUUUACACCAUCGCAGCUAAUUGUAGCCAGAGUUGGUGAAGACAUCGUGUUGCCAUGUUAUCUGGACCCUCCUGUGGAUGCCACUGACCUGACCGUGGAGUGGAGGAGACCUGACCUGAAUCCUAGAUUUGUCUAUCUGUGGCAUAAUGGUGUGGAGCUAGGGUUUAAAAAACAUCCAUCCUAUGAGGGGAGAACAUCAAUGUCCAUCAACAAACUGAAGCAUGGUGACAUUUCCCUUAAAGUCCACAAAGUAAAGCUCUCUGAUGAGGGGAGGUAUGGAUGCUUCAUUCCUGCAAUGAACAGGGAGGCUACUGUUGAACUUCUGGUUGGGGCAGUCUCAUCCCUCAUUAUCUGCUUUGGGAUGACGGAGACUGAUGGAGACAUCAGAAGGUUAGUGUUACAGUGUGAGUCCGAAGGCUGGUAUCCAGAGCCUGAGGUGUUGUGGCUGGACAGUGAGGGAAACCUCCUCUCUGCUGGAUCUACAGAGACCAUCAGAGGUCCCGAUGAUCUCUAUACUGUCAGCAGCAGAGUGACUGUGGAGAGGAGACACAACAACAUGUUCACCUGUAGAGUCACACAGAACAACAUCAACCAGACCAGAGAGACACUCAUACAUGUUCCAGAUGAUUUCAGCAAUGUUCAGUGUUCUGCGACUCUUCCAAUCAUCUGCAGCCUGGUUGUGGGUUUUGUGGUUAUUCUUUCAGUCGUCUUUCUAUUGUGGAUCUGGAGACAGAAACAAAAAAGUAAGCCUGUCAUUAAAUAUAUGAUUUUCUGUCUCUGUCUUCCUCAGUUUUACCUUGUUUGUUGUUUUUGCUUUUCAACAGGGAACAUCCGUAUGCAGUCAAAGACAGACACAACAUCAGCUUUAGGUAACACAGAACUUGACUUGCUCAAUGCACAGAAGACGGAAACACAGCAGGACUUUGCAGAGAGCCCAACCAUCCAAGAUUUGGAUGAGAAAAAAGCCAGCUUUGAUGUAGAGUUAAAAGAAAUGGAGGACGAACGCAGAGAUUUGUUGGUGCUGAUUAAUUUAUUAAUGAAUUACAAAAAGGAUCUGGAUGACCAAAGAAAGCAUUAUAAAGAACAUCAGCAAGAGGUCCAGAGACAGAACAGCCAGAAUCAUCUGUUAGAAAAAGGUUUGAUAAAACAGAAUGGAGAAAGUUACGUGAAAUACUCCGAGGAUAAUGAGACAGACAUGAUCAUGAAGUCCAUAUUAAAUAUGGUUGAACAAUUGAUCAAGAAGAAGCAGCGUUUGACCAGUAGGAUGGAUUAAAUUUUUAAACAACAGUGUGAGAUCGAGGAGCAGAAAGAUAAAAUACAGACCAAACUGAAGCGCAGCAGUAGCUCAGUCCGCUGCCAGUCCACUUCCUGAGCACCGAGGUGUCCAUGAGCAAGGCACCGAACCCCAAAACUGCUAUGGGGCGCUCGCUGUG
This is a messenger RNA of Labrus mixtus (cuckoo wrasse), 2186 nucleotides long. Its product is annotated as butyrophilin subfamily 3 member A2-like. The coding region runs from base 632 to 2026 and encodes 464 amino acids. The record is from RefSeq and is a predicted model, not a curated record. The transcript is spliced from 4 exons. NCBI's taxonomy places the organism in Eukaryota, Metazoa, Chordata, Actinopteri, Labriformes, Labridae.